GCAACGGCGUGGUCAUCAACGUUCCACAACUCUUCGAUGAGAUCAAGACUCACGAGGAGAAGGGACUCCAGACAUCGUCUCGGCUGCUAAUUUCAGACCGAUGUCAUAUAGUUUUUGAUUUCCACCAGGCCGUCGAUGGGCUCCAGGAAAUUGAAAAGGGGGCCAAAAGCCUUGGUACCACAAAAAAGGGCAUCGGUCCUACUUAUGCAUGCAAGGCUUCGAGGACAGGGCUGAGGAUGGCAGAUCUGGUUGGCGACUUUGCUGUAUUUGAACAGAGGCGCAUUUCUCUGCUCUAA
Dermacentor silvarum is the source of this 296-nucleotide messenger RNA. Its product is annotated as adenylosuccinate synthetase-like. The annotation marks the transcript as partial. The transcript is spliced from 5 exons. NCBI's taxonomy places the organism in Eukaryota, Metazoa, Arthropoda, Arachnida, Ixodida, Ixodidae. Gene Ontology annotation, molecular function: nucleotide binding; adenylosuccinate synthase activity. Gene Ontology annotation, cellular component: cytoplasm. Gene Ontology annotation, biological process: 'de novo' AMP biosynthetic process; IMP metabolic process. The record is from RefSeq and is a predicted model, not a curated record.